GCGUGCACGGCUUGUCUUGGGGCUGAGGACGGCUUAUCACGACUCCGGUGACCGAGCUACUAUCAUUCAUCCUUUCUGUCUUUAGUACAGCCGAAACCUUCCAGACCUCACAUCUCAAAAUGAUCUGCCAGCGAUGCCGGACCGGCAUCCUGUCUCGAUUCCAGCAGCACACGGUUACGUCGCCUGCCCUGUCUGGCGCGCGCCAGCUCUCUCUCCCCAUCCAGCGGGCUCAGUUCCGCAACUACAGUGACGGCAAGCCCACCGUGUCCGCCGCACCGCCGCCGCCCAAGCCCCGACAGCCUGGCGUGAGCGACGUGACCGUCGCGUCCGCCGUCUCCUCCGCCACCCCUGGAGUGUCACAACCAUUGAGCACCCCCACGGACGGCGUCCACAGUGAUGUCCACCCCGGCAAGGCCCGCAAGGUCGUCGAGCGUCCACCGAGCAGCUGCCUUGCUGGCACGAAACUGAACGGGCUCAACUACUUCAAGAACAAGCCUGAUCUGCUCGCUCUGGAGGAUUCGGAGUACCCCGAUUGGCUGUGGGGUUUGUUGGAUGAGGGCAAGAAGGGGAAGACCGAGCAGGGUGGCGUUGAUCCAAGCACCCUGAACAAGAAGCAGCGCAAGCGCUACGAGAAGAAGAUGGCUGCCCGCGCCGCGAACCUCCCUCCCGUGAUCCCGAUCCACGAACAGGCCAACGAUAUCACACCCGCCGCCUACAACCGCGCUCAGGCAGAGGCCCAGGAUACUCUGGUUGUCGCCUCCGAGAGUCUCGAGAAGCGGACCGAGAUCACCCGGAGCGCGAGAGAUGCCCGGAGAAAGAGCAUCAGAGAGGCCAACUUCCUCCGCGGGUUGUAAAAAAUUUAUCUUGUGUAUCUUUGGCGAAUCUGCGAUCUUCUCGGUGGGAGGCUUUUCUUCACGUCGGUCGAUACUGUCCCGACUUACGACCCACAAUGUACAAUGGUAUUGGCAACCCGGGGAAGGGCUGGACGGCUGGGGAGGCGGGGGGUGACUGCGUAUGGAAGAGAGAUAUUUCUCCUUGUAACUCAUAUUCUCAUUUCUUUUUAUCAUGUACUAUUUCCCAAGAACCAGGCGCGAAAUGGAAUGCUUUCAACACUUUCACUUAUUGCAGACGCAGGCUUCACUUGGAGCGACUUCAAAACCCUCCACUGCACCUC
Aspergillus uvarum CBS 121591 is the source of this 1174-nucleotide messenger RNA. Its product is annotated as mitochondrial 54S ribosomal protein mL54. Gene Ontology annotation, molecular function: structural constituent of ribosome. Lineage: Eukaryota; Fungi; Ascomycota; Eurotiomycetes; Eurotiales; Aspergillaceae. Bases 120 to 854 code for a protein of 244 amino acids. The transcript is spliced from 2 exons. The record is from RefSeq and is a predicted model, not a curated record. Gene Ontology annotation, cellular component: mitochondrial large ribosomal subunit.